Pocillopora meandrina is the source of this 1065-nucleotide messenger RNA. Lineage: Eukaryota; Metazoa; Cnidaria; Anthozoa; Scleractinia; Pocilloporidae. The record is from the annotation of a GenBank genome assembly.
AUGGUAUUUUUGUUUUUCUGCUAUAGAUAUUUCACCAACAUAAACCGACUUCAAUACCCUUCCGAGGUUAUGCAGCAUACACUAACGUUUCAAAAGAGCUUUGAUAAUGCUUUUCAUGGAAAGAAUUGUUCAGACACUCUGUGUGUUCUGCCACAAUGCGUGAACUUUAAGCUGCAAACUAGGCAUAUCAAUACACUUCAAAAAGACAAACAAAGAAAUUGCACCGGCAGGGACAUGGCUCCUUCGGACGUAGCUGUGAACAUCCGAAAGAAUAAUGAUGGAGACAAGCUGAUGUUCCUGAAUCAAGCCAUUCUGGACCACGAUGCAGAAAAACAGCUGCUAGAUGACAUUCAGGAGUUUGAGAGGAUCCUUGAGGGACAAAUGGCUGACUUUGGACCUCAUCCUGGUUUUAGCCGAGAUUUUUAUGAGAUUGAUGAGCAGAACUCUUCGCCAUCUUACACCGCUCGAGAGGGUUGUCAGGUUUCCACACAGACACACCCGCUGCCCUCUUACUCUUCAAAAGACGAUGUUCAGUUUCCUCGACAGAUACCAGCCAAGGAGGCAAGAAAACACCAACGAGAGCCCCCUGAGUAUGACACCUUAUUUGAUAGGGGAGGUGCUACUUUCAAAGAGCCCUCUAAUCCCAAAAUGAUACAUAGUACAGAAUCUAAUCAAGACCCUAUCUUUCUUAAUUAUUAUGAACAGUUUACGUCAACAGAUGAAUCUGCUCACCGGCCUAUGAAAGAAUCCCAAGGAAGGAGUACUGCCAAACGGACUCGGACAGAUUCCGAGACGAUUACCUUGCCCGUAUCAACUACUAACGUGGAAAAGACUGCCUGCCACAUCCUGGGCACAACAGAACAACUUACUUGUAUGCAGCGCAAACCAUCCCAGAGGGUAUUUGGAAUCCUUUCGCAGAUAUUACAUAUGUUUGAAAAACCCACGUCAGCAGAAGUUGAAGCAAUUUUCGUUCACGUCCUUCAAAAGGCACUCAGAGACAUACAAAGUGCAGUCAAGCGGGAUAGCAUUAAGUUUGUCUACUUUAGACCUGGAACCAGCUUGUAA